Molecule: messenger RNA, 2264 nt
Organism: Larimichthys crocea (large yellow croaker)
Lineage: Eukaryota; Metazoa; Chordata; Actinopteri; Sciaenidae
Gene: lta4h
Product: leukotriene A4 hydrolase
Exons: 20
Coding region: 30-2147 (705 amino acids)
Biological process (GO): proteolysis; peptide catabolic process; leukotriene biosynthetic process
Cellular component (GO): cytosol; nucleus
Molecular function (GO): zinc ion binding; metallopeptidase activity; epoxide hydrolase activity
Source: RefSeq, a predicted model, not a curated record
GCGCCAAGGCUGUCCGCGCCGUCCGCCUCAUGCCGGGGAGAACCGGAGCCGUCAAACGGGUUCAUCACGACCGGAUCAGAGCUCCUCCAAAGACCGUCCUCCGGUCCCCCAUAACGGCCCGCCGCCUCUGGAGCCCCCUGCCGGAGAGAGCGGCUCCUGCAGCGGGUCAGCAGAAGAACCGGGACCAGAACUUUGCUGAGCCGCAGGCGGAUGUGUGCGGAGCUCGUUCCGGUACUUCCCCCGGUGUCUGUGCGCCGGUCCGCUCAGACUCAGCUGUCAGCGGACGGAUCAGCACCACCAUGGCGUCAGACCCCUGCUCCUUCUCCUCCUUCACCAGGUGUGUCACCAGGCACCUGAACCUGCACCUGCACGUGGACUUCGACAGGCACGUGAUCCGGGCCAAGGUGGAGCUCACCGUGGAGGCUCUGGAGGACCGGUUCACCGCGCUGACUUUGGACACCAGAGACCUGAAGAUCGUCUCUGUGAGCGCCAAUGGACAGGCGGCCCGCUUUACCAUGGGCCCUAAACACAGCUUCAAGGGGACGCCGCUGGACAUCAAGCUGCCCUUUGACCUCAGCAGAGGGCAGCAUGUGAUCGUGGAGGUGACCUAUGAGACGUCUCCGUCAGCCUCGGCGCUGCAGUGGCUCACACCUGAACAGACCGCUGGGAAGAAGCAACCCUACCUGUUCAGCCAGUGUCAGGCUCAUCACUGCAGGAGUAUGAUCCCCUGUCAGGACAGCCCGUCUGUCAAACACACCUACUAUGCACAGGUGUCUGUCCCUAAGGACCUGGUGGCUGUGAUGAGUGCGAUGAGAGACGGACAGGAAGUGGACCCUCAGGACAACAGUCGGGCCGUGUUCCGGUUCAGACAGCCGGUGCCCAUGCCUUCUUACCUGAUAGCCAUCGUGGUCGGAGCUCUGGAGAGCAGGGAGAUUGGGCCGAGGACCAGAGUGUGGUCGGAGGAAGAGUUUGUGGAUAAAGCGGCAUCAGAGUUCUCUGAGACAGAGAACAUGUUGAAGACGGCUGAGGAUCUGGCUGGUCCGUAUGUUUGGGGUCAGUACGACAUCUUGGUUCUUCCUCCGUCCUUCCCGUAUGGAGGCAUGGAGAACCCCUGUCUGACCUUCGCUACCCCAACACUGCUGGCAGGAGACAAAUCUCUGUCCAACGUGAUUGCUCAUGAGAUUUCUCACAGCUGGACCGGUAAUCUGGUGACCAAUCAGACGUGGGAACACUUCUGGUUGAACGAAGGCCACACGGUCUACCUGGAGAGGAUGAUUGGCAGGUGUCUGGAGAGUGAACAGUUCAGACAGUUUAAGGCCAUGGGCGGCUGGAAGGACCUGCAGGACUCGGUGAACACCUUUGGAGCCGACAACCCUCUGACUAACCUGGUCCCCAACCUGCAGGAUGUCGACCCAGACGACGCCUUCUCCUCUGUGCCUUAUGAGAAAGGCUUUGCUCUGCUGUACCAUCUGGAGGAACUGAUGGGAGGGCCAGAGGUGUUCAUGGGUUUUGUUAAGUCCUACAUCCAGCGGUUCGCCUACAGCAGCGUCACUACAGAUGAAUGGAAGAACUACCUGUUCACCUACUUCAAGGACAAGGUGGACAUCCUGAACAAGGUGGACUGGAAUGCGUGGAUGUUCACUCCUGGGAUGCCUCCAGUCAAACCUCAGUACGACACCACUCUGGCUGAUGCCUGCAUCACUCUGGCUCAAAAGUGGGUCAAGGCCAAAGAUCAGGACCUGAGCAGCUUCAAAGAGUCUGAUGUGAAGACGCUGUCGUCCCACCAGAUCAUCGAGUUCCUGUCCCUCCUGCUUCAAGAGGAUCCUCUUCCUUUGACCCAUGUGAAGAAGAUGCAGGAGGUUUAUGAUCUCAAUGCCUCCAUGAACUCAGAGAUCCGCUUCAGGUGGCUGAGGCUGUGUGUCCGGUCCAGGUGGGAGGAGUUGGUUCCUUUGGCGCUGAAGAUGGCGACGGAGCAGGGCAGGAUGAAGUUCACCAGGCCGCUCUUCAGAGAAGUCUUCAACUUUGAGAAGCAUUGUGACGAAGCCGUGUCCGUGUUUCUGGCUCACAGAACAGCGAUGCACCCGGUCACCGCUGGAUUGGUCAGCAAAGACCUGAAGGUGGACACCAGCAAGUCCACCAGUCUGUAAAUGCCUGAAAAAAGUCUGUAAGCCUGGAAGCAGUAUUAAUCCACACAGUAUGAGCUAAUCAGAUUUGUUCUUCCUGUUUUCAGUUUCUUUCUCAAUAAAAUUGAUUCUUUGGUUAAA